Molecule: messenger RNA, 858 nt
Organism: Zymoseptoria tritici IPO323
Lineage: Eukaryota; Fungi; Ascomycota; Dothideomycetes; Mycosphaerellales; Mycosphaerellaceae
Exons: 1
Molecular function (GO): gamma-glutamylcyclotransferase activity
Source: RefSeq, a predicted model, not a curated record
ACCGUUCUCUACCUCGCUUAUGGCUCCAACCUAUCGAUCGAGAAAUUUCGCGGAGCUCGCGGGAUCAAGCCAUUGUCACAGAUCAAUGUCCAGGUGCCGUCAUUGCGACUGACAUUCGAUUUGCCUGGAAUCGCCUACAAUGAGCCCUGCUUCGCCAACUCUGCUCGACGAGACUCGAAGAAUGAUCAUCCCAGGAACGAUGCCACCUCCGAGAAAACGAGACUGCUAGGAGAGAGAUCACGCACACGGGGAUACAGGAAAGAGGCGUGGCACAAAGGCUUGAUUGGAGUGGUAUACGAAGUGACACCAGAAGACUACGCACACAUCAUUGCGACAGAAGGAGGAGGCGCUUCAUACCAUGACAUCGUCGUAGACUGCCAUCCGUUCGCGAGCUCCGAUGUACAUCAUCCUGUGCCGCAAGUCCCAGCAACACCAUCCUUCAAAGCACAUACCUUAUUUGCACCGGCAAUUCCACCUGGCGAAGAACCGCCGACAGAUGGUGGCCGUCUGACACGUCCGCGACCUGGCUAUGCCCAAGCUUCAGCGAGAUACCUAAAGUUGAUCACAGAUGGUGCUGCGGAGCUGGGGCUUCCUAUGGAGUAUCAGCGGUACUUGCUUGCCAUCAGACCCUAUCGUGUGACGAUGGUGAAGCAGCGCAUCGGGCAGGCGUCGUUUGCAGCUCUGUGGAUGCCAUUGGUAUUCCUGUUGUUCGGUCUGAGCAACAUGUUUUCGGACAAGAAUGGGAAGGUUCCUGCUUGGAUUACAGGCCUGCUGGCAUUCAUAUUCAAGGCGGCCUGGAGGAGUUAUGAUGUUGUGUUCCUCCCAGUCUUCGGUGAUGGUGAGCGGACUAUUGGGGAC